Messenger RNA from Chrysoperla carnea, 955 nucleotides. RefSeq names its product peroxiredoxin-2-like. NCBI's taxonomy places the organism in Eukaryota, Metazoa, Arthropoda, Insecta, Neuroptera, Chrysopidae. Gene Ontology annotation, cellular component: cytosol; mitochondrion. The coding region runs from base 124 to 825 and encodes 233 amino acids. The record is from RefSeq and is a predicted model, not a curated record. The transcript has 6 exons. Gene Ontology annotation, molecular function: thioredoxin peroxidase activity. Gene Ontology annotation, biological process: hydrogen peroxide catabolic process; cell redox homeostasis; cellular response to stress.
CUAUUAAUAAAGUCUGUAACUUAUCACAGAAUUCGGUAGUUUUGAUUGAUCAGCUUUUGUGCUUUGAGUAAAUGUUUAUUAGUUGAAACUGUUAAAUUUAUUAUUUCUAUAAUAACUGUCAACAUGGCUAGCGCAUUACGAAAUAUUGGAUUUUUGGUUAAAAGUACCCUCACACAAACUUCUCUUAGAAAAUCAAUUGAUACAAGAAAAAUUAGUACAGGAUUAACAGUUCUUGCGCCAAAGGUUCAAUCUUUUGCUCCAGAUUUUUCUGGUACAGCAGUUAUUAAUAAAGAAUUCAAAGAAAUUAAACUUUCAGAUUUUAAAGGAAAAUAUGUGGUUCUAUUCUUUUAUCCUUUAGAUUUUACAUUUGUAUGCCCAACUGAAAUUAUUGCAUUUAGUGAUAAGGUGGAUGAAUUUAGAAAAUUAAAUACAGAAAUUAUUGGAGUUUCAACAGAUUCACAUUUUAGUCAUCUUGCAUGGAUUAAUACACCUAGAAAAGAAGGUGGUUUGGGUGAUAUUAAAUUGACAUUAUUAUCCGAUUUUCAAAAGAAAAUCGCUCGCGAUUAUGAAGUACUAGUAGAAAGUGAAGGAAUUGCACUACGUGGUUCAUUUAUAAUCGACCCGCAAGGAAUACUUAAACAAAUAACAAUAAAUGAUUUACCAGUGGGGCGAUCUGUCGAUGAAACUUUGCGACUGAUUAAAGCUUUUCAAUUUGUAGAAAAACAUGGAGAAGUAUGUCCAGCAAAUUGGAGCCCAUUAAACAAUGCUGAUACAAUAAAACCAGACCCGGUGGGAGCAAAAGAAUACUUUAAAAAAAAUAAUUAAGUGCUUAUUAAAUUUUCGGCUUUUUAUGUUAGACGUAAAAUAAUGAAAGUUUUAUUUUGUAGGAGUUAUAUGCUGUAAAUGUUUUUCGUAAAUUGAAAUAAUUUAUUGUAUUGGUAUAAUUGUAACAAAA